AUGAAGUUCUACAGUACAGAGUUCGGUUCCUACCCGUUUGGGUCAUACAAAGUGGUAGCGGUGGACGAGAUGCCUGUUCAGCGUUUCGACAGCUCGACGCUAUCGAUAAUCACUGUGGACCUUCUUCAUGGCGAGGACUCGAUUGAGCAGGUGCUUGAAACCCGACAAGCACUUAGUUACGCCCUGGCCUGUCAGUGGAUGGGAAUCAACAUCCAACAAAAGACAUGGUCAGAUACUUGGCUCGUAAAUGGUCUUGCGCUGCUCAAGCGGGACAUGCAACGAGUCGUCGAGUGGGACAACGGAUCGAUGCCGCCCAUCUGCCAACCACAGCAUAAUGAUCCCCCAGACUCCAUGACGCUACCUUUUGUCAACUUGAAGGCGCCCCUCGUGCUGCACAUUUUGGAUCGACGUCUUUGCAAGUCUGGUACCUCGCUCGGUCUUCCUCGUGUCCUGCCCAAGAUUUUCUUGUCAGCAAUGAGCGGAGAGUUGCAAAAUAAUGCUCUAUCGACACACUCGUUCUUGCGUACAUGCAGGAAGGAAGAAGAUGGCAGUCGAGAUCACGAUGCGACAAGAUUCGCCAGCAUACAAGGCGUCGAGCACAACGAGGUGUCGAAACUGUUGCAUAGGCCUGUACCAUUUUUUGAGGGCCAAAUGACUGUUCGGAUCCAUGAAGCGGAUGGCACUCCAUAUGAGCACGUUUUAGACAUUCGUUCGUCCUUCAAACGCUUUGAAGUCCCUUUCAACACGAAGUACAAACGUAUCCGACGAAAUACCAAGAGAUACUUGGCACGACAAGCGGCUGCUCAGGCUGCAGCAGAAGGCGAUGCAGAAGCUGCUGAAGCCAUGGGUCUAAUCGACAUGGGUUUUAGACUUGAGAUCUGGGAAAAGGAAAAGGAGCAAGAAAACUGGAAGGUGGCUGACUGGACAGAGGAAGAUGAGCAGGUGAUGUCGGGUGCAACGUACGAGUGGAUUCGCAUGGACGCCGAUUUUGAAUGGAUCGCCGCUAUCGCUUUUGAACAGCCCGACUUUAUGUGGGUGUCGCAGUUGCAGCGAGAUCGCGAUGUCGUUGCGCAACUAGAAGUUGUCAAUGCUCUCGCAAAGCAAUCCACCGCCAUCGUUUCGAGUACAUUCACCAAGACAGUGCCCGUCUCCAAUUACUAUUAUCGCAUACGGUGUGAGGCUGCGAUGGCUCUAGUGCACUGUGCUAUUCGGAAACUUGAUUUCUUGGGACUAUUUCAAUUCAAAUUGUUCCUUCGCUACUGUUAUGAACCGGAAGACCCCAACCAAGAUUUAUUCGCUCAUACUUACGUCCCAAAGCCUAAUGACUUCUCUGACCUGGCAGAAUACUUUGUUCGAAAGAGUCUUGUUCACGCAAUAUCUCAAGUGCGCUUUGAGAAUGGCAAGACACCUUCAGUAGUUCGUCAGUUCCUUGUCGACCAGCUUCGUUACAACGACAGCACAGCGAAUCCGUACUCGGAUGCGUUCUACAUAUGCACUGUGAUUUCAGCUGUUGCUUGUGCAACUGUCUCGAUUACUCCUCCGGAACGUGGCGAGCUCCUUCGCGAAGAAGUUCGGUCGGAGCACACUACCGAGGAUGCUAACUUGAUGAAGCAGGCAAUUGACGAGGUCAGCAGGUAUCGGAGCAUGGACGGACUCAUCCCGUCACCGAAGAAUGUAGCCACCACUGCCGUAUUGGAAUUCUACUUGAUUCUUACUACCGCGAACCUCAUCCCGAACGAUCUCUGGGUCUUCUUCCCUCUUACCCGGUAUGCUAUAAUGGUCGUAUAUUCUACUUCAUCUGAUUGUCUCCCAGUGAAGCCAAUUAUAUUCAAGUUCGUCUCGCUGCCUUCGAUGGCCAAGUGGUACACGCCCGCCAUCAUGCGCUACGUAUUGGCCAUCAUGGCAAAUGACCCAUCUCGCGUGGUCCGGAGACAUGUGGCCCGUAGUGCAUGUCAAAGCUUAGCUCUCUUGGUGUCCAUGGGGGAGAUGAAGAACUCCAUCAAGGAUACAGAGUCGCUGCUUAUCGAGGAAGACGGCUCUCUGCCAGAGAAGUCAAAAGAAGCGAAGAAGAGCGAGGUCGACAUGAUGAUAGCGGGGUACACAUUCGUCUUGGGCAAGUACGAGAAUGAGGCGAUCGGACUGGAGGAGAAAGUUACCCUAAGGGACUAUGAGGGGCGGGUGUAUGUCCAGGAGGCAUUGUUGAAUUGA
Molecule: messenger RNA, 2208 nt
Organism: Suillus fuscotomentosus
Lineage: Eukaryota; Fungi; Basidiomycota; Agaricomycetes; Boletales; Suillaceae
Exons: 9
Coding region: 1-2208 (735 amino acids)
Biological process (GO): transcription initiation at RNA polymerase II promoter
Cellular component (GO): transcription factor TFIID complex
Molecular function (GO): chromatin binding; transcription cis-regulatory region binding; RNA polymerase II general transcription initiation factor activity
Source: RefSeq, a predicted model, not a curated record